AUGCCAGCCGCGAAUACUCCUGCGCGGAAACCGGCGGAAAAGGCAGCAGCAGCAGCAGCGGAGACUCUUUCUGAAACCAUAGCAGUAGCAGCGGAGGCUGCGCUAGCCGUGGAGAUGGGCGAACCCCCGCACACGGAGGAAAGCGGCGGUGGCCCCCCGCAACUAGAGGAAGCGUCGACUCCGCCACCCGCGGCAGCAUUGGCGAAAGCAUUGGCAAAAGCAUCGUCGGAAGCAUCCGCGACUGAGCUACCGCUGGAGACGGGCAGAAGUCAAGCCGCAGGGCAGCAGGACGAGAGAGGCGCAUGGCAUGGCGGUGAGAGGCGCAUGGGGCCCCUGGCGGAUGCGCAGUCGUACGGAUCCGGGGAGAUCUGCCGCCUGCUCCAGGAAAAUGGGGGCAUGCUCUGUCGGGUGAUCUCCCCCCCCCCUUCUCCACCCCCUCUCUCUCUUCCCCACUCCCCCUUUCUCCCCCUCCCGCUUAAUUGUGGGAAUCCCAAUCGAAGCGAGUCCAACAUGCAUCCGCUUUUUCUGGCAGCCAGCCCAGCAUCGUAUUCCCCCAUUUCUCCCCCUUUUUCCUUUUCCUCUUCCCUCCCCCCUAUCCCUCCCCCCUUUUCCUUUUCCUCUUCCCUCCCCAUUCCCGCCCUCUCUCCCCAUUCCCUCCCUCUCUCCCCAUUCCCUUCCUCUCUUCCCAUUCCCUUCCUCUCUCCCCAUUCCCUCCCUCACCCCCCCAUCCCUCCCUCUGCUUCCCAUUCCUCCCCCCCCUCCCUCCCUCCGCUCGCCUCGCCCCCACCACUGUCAGAGUGCGCUCAUUUCAGCCCCCCCUCCCUCCCGUCGCUCGCCCCCACCACUGCUGGAGUGCGCAAUGCAGCAGCGAGCUCGUUCAGCCGGCACGACUUGUGA
This is a messenger RNA of Closterium sp. Naga37s-1, 897 nucleotides long. The record is from the annotation of a GenBank genome assembly. NCBI's taxonomy places the organism in Eukaryota, Viridiplantae, Streptophyta, Zygnematophyceae, Desmidiales, Closteriaceae.